This is a messenger RNA of Pseudovirgaria hyperparasitica, 603 nucleotides long. RefSeq lists its product as uncharacterized. The coding region runs from base 1 to 603 and encodes 200 amino acids. Lineage: Eukaryota; Fungi; Ascomycota; Dothideomycetes; Acrospermales; Acrospermaceae. The transcript is spliced from 7 exons. The record is from RefSeq and is a predicted model, not a curated record.
AUGCUUCGACUCUCUGGUGGAUCUGGCAACUCUUCGCAAAGAGGUCAUACUUCAAGCGCCGCAGAGAUAGCUUUGAAACCUACUGGGACCUCGGUGGACACGUCUAUAUCAGAAGUUCUGUGUGGAGCACGCGCUCAAGUCGAGUGGAAGGAUCGUCCGUCGAAUUUGCGAGGCGGGAUCCACAGCCAUGAUAUGGAUAUUAUAACAAAAGACCUUUCCAUCCAAGGACUUCGAGUGAAGCAUCCCAUCAUCAAAGACAACACUAGUGGUUUCGAAUACCAUGAUCUGAACCAGGCAAUAGCACCGCAUUCUUUUUCUUUAUCUUGCCGCCACAGCAUUCGAGAGUUAGGACUCGGAGAAAUAGAAUGUUAUUGUGAGAAUGAUAUCGAUGUCUUCAUCUCCGGCUACGUCAUCUUUCUAAAUAUCGAUAUGGAGAUCUGUGCGGUGCCGAGUGGAGUAUUAUUGAGUACCGAAUGGAUGAUCAUUACGACUUUCGCCGAAGAUCUUGUCAUGGGGAAGGUAGAGAGCUGUUGGACGGCGUGGAGAGGUUUGGAAGUCGUCGUUCUAAAAGAGCAUGUCAGAUAUAAAUGGAAUAGCUUAUAG